ACGUGAGGGGAGCGACACAGUGAGCACAACAGCCCACACAACAGAGCGCGAAACGUCUCCAUGUAGACAGCAAAGAGCGAAGCUGGUCGGCUGGUAGACGGUGCUUGGAGGCUAAGGCUAAGCUAACGUCGCCAGACGGGAAGCAGCAUGAACGAAACACCUUAUCGUGACCCAUGUAACCAGGGCGACGGCAGGCAUAACUUUUGCGCGUAUUUCUUGCCCUUAUCAGUGAUUAUCGGUGAUACUGGCGCCUGAGUUUGGAGAAAUGUAACUCUGUUUGAAGAAAAACUCCAUCCUAGGAUUAUUAAAUGAUGAUUACAAAUAACUUGAUAUCUAAUAACUCACGGUAUUAUCAGUUCAGUGCCAUUUCUUGUGCUAAGUAAAUGUUAGUUUCGUCGUGACAUGCAUGCCCAUGUCUCCGACUGGCUUACGGCUGGUGUUACAUGCCUAUCAAUGAAAAAACGUUAGGAGUGUGCAGUGGUUACUUGUCGGGAGUGGUUCAGUCCGGGCUGCAUGAUGUGUAAAAUGUCUGCUUUGUGGAAAUCGACUUAUUACAACUGGUGUGGUCACGAUGCCAAAAUUAUGACUUCGAUACGAUACCUGCCUAAAUAUCUCGAUACCGAUACCACGAGCCUCUUCUCAUUCAUUUUCAUUUUAAAAUCUAAAUAGAAAACUAGAAAAUGUGCUCCGUAGAGUACAGACCUCUGCCAAGGAGGCCCAUUGAGUCAUUUGUGUUCAGUCCACGUUAGUGCACUCCAGUGGUGUGCAGGCUAAUGAUCCUGGGUUUGAGCGUCAUCACCAUGAAGCACCAGACUUUCAGUUAAUGUCAUUUAUGUUUAUUAUUUUCAUGCUCAGUAAAAUUGUAGUUUACAUGCUGUUAAGUGUUUUCAUAUGUGUUUUUUCAUACACGUAGGUGUGUUUUUGACAAUGAAUUAGUUCAUUAAUAACAUCAGUAACUGGAUCAUUGUGAAUAAUUAGAUCAAGGUCAAAGUGUUACCAAAGCUUUUACGUUGUAUGUAGUAUUUUGAUGUCCCAUUACUUGAGUUUAUGUGAUUUCUUUGAUAGUGAACUUUAUAUUUGCAACCAGAUAUCACGUAUUGAACAGCGUUUAAUAAGACUCAGUACAGCUCCUUGGCGGAGUUCGCCAGGUUUCUAGUAAUAUAAAUAAUUAUUGACAAAAACGUACAUGACAUGAUUACCAUUACCAGUACUGACUGAGUAUAAAUUGAUCAUUUUUAACUGGUGGUGUUGGUCUGUAAACUUGUGAACGGCUGUUUUUUAGCAUCUUAAAUUAUGGUAAAGUUAACUUUACCAGUGUGAACGUUGCAUUUGCAUCUAGAGAUGUUUUUGCCACAUUGGUAAGUUAGCUAAAAAGAUUAAGCCAGAUUAAACAGUUAUCAUUCCCCUCUACUGCCUCAUCAAACCCCAAUGGUGAAGAAGAUUUGCUUGUCACAAAGUAAAUCGCAUGCGAGACCAUUCUAGUGUCAGUGUACUGUGCAACACUAAUUACAACGUCCGCAAAAGUUUUCUGAAAUUACAUGGAAAAAGUAAACAUUCCAAACGAUCGUGUAUGCAUAUCUGAAAGUUGUUGCAAGAAGAAGGAGUUUGCCCUGUCAAAUCAUAUCAAAGUUGUGCACCAUGACAACAGACUCCUCACUCCUCAACUCUGAACUGGAGUUACAGCAGCAAGAGGAGCUGUAUCAGCAGCUGCUGUCACAGACAAUGGGGAAGAUGCAGACUGAAAGUCCAGACUCUAAGGUUAUCCGACCACAACCUGGCAUGUGUGUGAAGACUCUCUCAGAGCCAGACAAGCAGAAGGUCUUUGUCAACAUUUGUCAGUCAAACUCAGUCCCGCCUCCUCCAGAACUCUCAAGAGAGGAGCUUGUGGAGCUGCUCCAAUCAGAAGACCCCAGUGGCUACAGAGUUCCCAUGAGCCUCGGCGAGCCACACACAGAAGUAGACAACAGCUCUCAGGGUUGCACAGCCUAUGACGUGGUCAUCAACCAGGAGUUCUUCCAGAGGUGUCAGAAGGAUCCCUUGUUCCAGCAGUUUGUUAUUCUGGUGUCUUUAGAGGGUUUGGAGAACAAAUACAACCUAGAGCUCAGUAGAGACUGGAAGGUACUGAAGAACAGAAAGUUCUUGGGUUCUGUUUGCGAGCAGAACAUCCGGACAAAGAGCAGGCCGGUGAUUCAAGAGCUGCAGCCUCGGGAGAGCUCCACUGCUACAGCCAAAAGACCAGAGUUCACUUUGCUUGUGGAGCCUCCUGCUGGUGAACCUGAGUACCUCGUUGCAGAAAUAGAGCUGCCUGGGGUGCCCUCGUCUCGCUCUCUGGUUCUGGACGUCGGAGAAGACCGAUUGGUGUUGACGGCCCGGCCCUCGCUCUUCAAACUCGACAUCUUCCACCCCUUCCUCAUCGAUCAGGAGAACAGUGUGGCACAGUACAACAACAGCACUGAGAUCCUUACAGUCACUAUGCCUGUGGUGUCUUCAUGAAACUGGAGUCGUCCAGUGUGUCCAGUUAUUUAUUGUUGUUGUUCAAAAAUUACGCUGUGCUAAUAAAAGAGUCUUUUUAUAA
Molecule: messenger RNA, 2575 nt
Organism: Xiphias gladius (swordfish)
Lineage: Eukaryota; Metazoa; Chordata; Actinopteri; Istiophoriformes; Xiphiidae
Gene: pih1d1
Product: PIH1 domain containing 1
Exons: 11
Coding region: 1639-2493 (284 amino acids)
Biological process (GO): box C/D snoRNP assembly; rRNA processing
Cellular component (GO): ribonucleoprotein complex; R2TP complex; cytoplasm
Source: RefSeq, a predicted model, not a curated record